This is a messenger RNA of Gossypium arboreum, 1770 nucleotides long. RefSeq names its product UPF0481 protein At3g47200-like. The record is from RefSeq and is a predicted model, not a curated record. The coding region runs from base 413 to 1687 and encodes 424 amino acids. Lineage: Eukaryota; Viridiplantae; Streptophyta; Magnoliopsida; Malvales; Malvaceae. The transcript has a single exon.
AAUGUUCAUUCUAAACAAAAAUAAGUGAACUGAAAUACACUUUUAAUUUUAAAUCCAGUUUUUUUCUUCCUUGUUUAUGGAACCAAAAAUGCUGUGAAGCCUGGUCCAAACAAUAUCAACAAUAAUCGGAGCUGAAAGAGAGUAAUCUUUAAUGGAAAACCGAAAAGUAAAUAAAAAAUCAGAAACGACAGCUAAAAUUUUGUCCUUCUGCACAAAUUGCCAGUUGUCUUUUUUAUUACUUUUUGGAAGUGGACUUUUGCGGUCGCCGUAGCUAUUUUUUUUCUUUCUAAAUGAUCAACAUUAUUUCCAGAAAAAAUCGAUAAAGACUUGGACUUACAAUUCCGAUAUCAACCUCAAUCCUCAGUGCAGCUUCCCAGUAAUUUUCUAAUCAAGAGCCACCGGCGAGCCGGCGAUGGCGAUGGAUCUGCAAAGCCCUAAUAAUGAUAUUGUACAGCAACGCACUAUGGCUUCAAUGGAGGAGAAAUUGCUGAAGUCCAGGCAGCGAAGGUCUCAUCCCGAACCUCACACCAUCUGUCCUUUUCCCGAUUCCCUUAUCAAAGUCCAUGACGAGAUCCGAUGGCCACAGUUAACAUCCUUCGGCCCUUGUCUCUAUCGCACGCACCCUUUUCUUCCCUUUGAAAAACAUAAGUGGGAUCUUCUUCGCGGGUUUCUUUCUCGGACAAAAAGAGAUUUGCAGUUCUACUAUGAGAGAUUGAUGAAUUCAAUAGAUCAAAUAAAAAGAUGCUACUCUGAGGAGGUUGAUAAGCCUGAUGAUGAUCAUCAUCUUGUUAAAAUAAUGUUGCUCGAUGGUUCUUUCAUGGUGGAGCUCUUCCUUCUUUAUGAAGAGGGUAAGGAUUUCACGCCGCCACCCCCAUCGUCCGUCCAAACUUUGAUUGCGGAUCUGCUGAAACUGGAGAAUCAGUUACCCUUUUUCGUUCUUGAGAUCUUGUUCGAAUUGUCCACGGUUGGCCCCCCGAUCCGCUCUUUGUCUUAUCUUGCCUUAAGAUUUCUGAGUCAAGCUUUCUGCAAAUCUCCAGAAAUGGUGAAAGCCCAGGUUCGAAAGCCCAAGCAUUUACUAGACUUAUUCCGCCGGAGUCUCCUUCCAGCAACUAACUUAGAUGAAGAUUCACAUCUAAGCAAGCACGAUCGUCCGAUGCACCCGAUUCAAAGCGUAAAACAUCUACGGACUGCAGGAAUAUCAGUAAGACAAAGGACAGCGAAAAGCCUCCUGGAGAUAGAUUUCAAAAAAUUUCAAAUACCGCCUUUAGCUCUUAAAAUCCCGCCCCUCGCCAUUGAUGAUUUCACCAACGCUAUCCUGGUGAACUGUGUUGCUGUGGAGCAAUGCUUCACGGAUGAAUCCAAACAUUUCACUGCUUAUGUAUGCUUCAUGAGUUGCCUGAUGAAGCAACCCGAAGAUGUCGGAUACCUUCGUUCUGCUGACAUUAUCAAUGGCUUUUCGCGAGAUGAGGAGAAUUUCAUAAACAUGCUGAAUGGAAUUGGUACAAAAGUUAGUUCCACUUUGCGAGAAUGCUAUCUGUGUAAGCAAUUCCGAGAAAUUCACUGCUAUUACAAUAGUUAUUGGGCAUCCAUUAGCCGCUCUUUCUUCCAAUACAAUCAUAUCAUGCUGUACUGUUCUUUGCUACAAAUUGUCGUCAGUAUUGUUGGCUGGCGUGUCUCUGGAAAUUAAGCUGCUUUCCUUGCUUUUCCUUUAGUGGUUUCCAGUGUAUUUCUUCCAGAGAUUUAUUCAUCCAUUUCAAAUGCAUAAAACAA